Molecule: messenger RNA, 522 nt
Organism: Brassica oleracea var. oleracea
Lineage: Eukaryota; Viridiplantae; Streptophyta; Magnoliopsida; Brassicales; Brassicaceae
Exons: 4
Coding region: 1-522 (173 amino acids)
Source: RefSeq, a predicted model, not a curated record
AUGCGUCAAGCACCUGGGGAUCUCAAAAAGAGGCUUGAGACAAUGUCCGUGUACUUAUGUGAAACUACUUCACACUCAGCCUACGCAGAGGCCAUAAUUACUGGAUUUUUCCAGUCGGCGGGGAGCAAUGUAACUGAGGAAACAAGCUUGCUCUCCGUCAAAAAUGAGAUCCAUGGAGUUUUCAAUGCUUACGGUCCGGUUCUAUUACCAUAUGCAAAUACCCUAAAUUUACAAAUCCAAGUGAUCGAUACUGUGGAGAGAAUCUGCCUUGAAGCGGACUCAUCGUUUUUUCCAGCUUUCGGUUACAUAAUUCAGGUUCUGUCGAACCACGGUGUGGACUUCGAAGCAAUUCAGGUUUGGAAAACCCGUAAGAACAAGGAACGGGAUGAAGGAACGUUGUCACCACGAGAGGUAGCGCUGCUGACAAACUUGCUGGGUACGCCGAUAGGACCUGCCGGUGCGAUCCUUCAGGAGUACGAUCUUGGCCAGGCUAGCCAAGACGCCAGAAACAUGGGCUUCUAA